Molecule: messenger RNA, 8295 nt
Organism: Microplitis demolitor
Lineage: Eukaryota; Metazoa; Arthropoda; Insecta; Hymenoptera; Braconidae
Gene: AcCoAS
Product: acetyl-coenzyme A synthetase
Exons: 12
Coding region: 153-2204 (683 amino acids)
Biological process (GO): acetyl-CoA biosynthetic process
Molecular function (GO): acetyl-CoA synthetase activity
Source: RefSeq, a predicted model, not a curated record
ACGUUGGACUGAAUUCAGCUCUGGAUUGGCCUUUCUAUCUUAUUUUAGAGUCAGUGCAGUUAGUUGCACUCCAGCCGUUGUGAACGGUGUCAAAUAGAAUUCAGAAAUAAUUAUACAAGCGGGUGCAAAUAUUUGAAUUAAGGGUAGCAAAGAUGGCGGAUAGGAUAUAUUAUCCAAAUGCUGAGCUUGCAAGAACAGCAUAUUGCAACAGUAUGGAACAGUUUAAACAAAUGCAUGAAAAAUCUAUUAAGCAUCCAGAAGAAUUUUGGGGUGAAAUAGCAAAACAAUUUUACUGGGAAACAACUUCUCCAAAUGACAAAUUUUUUUCUUACAAUUUUAACCGUAACGACGGUGAUAUUUUUAUUAAAUGGAUGGAAGGUGCAUCAACGAAUAUUAGUUUCAAUCUUCUAGAUAAAAACGUUAAAUGUGGAAAUGGUGAUAAAAUCGCAUUUUAUUGGGAAGGUAACGAUAUUGAAGAUUAUUCACGAUUGACUUACCGAAAAUUGCUUGAAGAAACUUGUAAAUUCGCCAACGUCCUCAAAUCUAAAGGUGUUCAAAAAGGUGAUCGAGUAGCAAUUUAUAUGCCAAUGAUUUUAGAAUUGCCAAUUGCAAUGCUUGCCUGUACUAGAAUUGGCGCCGUCCAUAGUGUUAUUUUUGCUGGUUACUCAUCGGAUUCGUUAGCUGAAAGAGUGUUGGAUUCUAAAGCCAAGGUUUUAUUAACGGCGGAUGGUGUUUGGCGUGGUCCAAAAUUUUUGAACCUAAAAUCAAUUUGUGAUCAAGCAAUGGCUAAAGUUAAAUCUCAUGAGCAUAAGGUGGAAUCUUGUAUUGUUGUAUCACAUCUACGGCGUGUGACCAGUCCUCCAGGAAACACAUCAGACGGGGAGAAAACAAAAAAUAUUAACAACGGCACUACUAAUGGAAAGAGCAAUGAAAUGGAUCUUUCUUGGGAUGACGACCGCGAUUGUUGGUGGCACGAAGAAAUGGAAGAUGCCGAAGCAAGUUGUUAUCCAGUUUGGGUUGCAGCUGAAGAUCCUCUUUUCAUUCUUUACACUAGUGGCUCAACUGGGAAACCAAAAGGCGUUCUUCACACCACCGCUGGUUACUUAAUUUACGCUGCCACAACAUUUAAAUACGUUUUUGAUUAUAAACCAAAUGAUAUUUAUUGGUGUACUGCGGAUAUUGGUUGGAUUACGGGCCAUACAUAUGUAGUGUACGGCCCAUUAGCUAAUACUGCAACUUCAGUAUUGUUUGAAGGGACACCAUUUUACCCACAUAACGAUAGAUACUGGUCAGUGAUAGAAAAAUAUCAAGUUUCACAAUUUUACACAGCACCGACAGCCAUCAGAAGUCUAAUGAAAUUUGGAGAUGAUUUAGUAAAAAAAUAUAAUCUUAGGUCCCUUAAGGUUCUUGGGUCAGUUGGAGAACCAAUUAAUUCUGAGGCUUGGUUGUGGUUUUACAAUUUAAUUGGUCACGGUAAGUGUAGUAUUGCAGAUACAUUUUGGCAAACAGAAACUGGAGGACAUGUCAUAACACCACUUCCGGGAGCUACGCCAAUGAAACCUGGAUCAGCAACAUUUCCAUUUUUUGGUGUACUCCCAGAACUUUUAAAUGACGAUGGUAAAAUAAUAGAAGGUGAAGGUGAAGGAUAUUUAGUCUUCCGACAGCCUUGGCCAGGUAUGAUGAGAUCACUUUAUGGAAAUCACGAACGCUUUGAGACUACAUAUUUUGAUAAAUUUAAUGGUUUCUACUGUACAGGAGAUGGGGCAAGACGUGAUGCUGAUGGUUAUUUUUGGGUUACUGGUCGAAUUGAUGACAUGCUUAACGUUUCCGGACACCUCAUGUCAACAGCUGAAGUAGAAAGUGUUUUAGCUGAACAUACAGCAGUUGCUGAAGCGGCAGUUGUCAGUAAGCCUCACCCAAUAAAAGGGCAAUGUCUAUACUGUUUUAUUACAACUAAUGAGGGAAAAAACUUUGAUAAACAAUUGCAAGACGAACUUAAAAAAAAAAUAAGAGAACGGAUUGGACCAUUUGCACAACCGGAUGUUAUUCAACAUGCUCCAGGUCUACCUAAAACACGCUCAGGAAAAAUAAUGCGAAGAAUACUUAGGAAAAUUGCAAUUGGUGAUCGUAAUGUAGGAGAUACUUCAACUUUAGCUGACGAGAGCGUUGUUGACUUACUUUUUAAAUUGAGGCCAAGUGCUUGAAUAAAUUAAGAGAAAAUUAGUAAAAAAAUGGAUAAAAGUAUAAUUAAAAACCAAAAUUACCACUAACUUCAUAAAACAUUAUAUAAAAUAUAAAACAUUUAAUUUUUCUAGUAAUUUUUUCAUUUGACGAAUUUUUUAAUUUGCACCCAAAGAGUUUAUAGAAAGUUAUUUGAAAACGUAAAUAUAGCAUUGUAUGUUUAAAUUUAUUAAAAUAACGCUCAGUAACGAGUUUAAAUUUAUCAUUCAGAUCGAAGCAAUUAUAGUAAUUUCAUCUAUUGACAUAUAAUUUAAGAAAAAAAUCAGAUUAAAUGUUUUUUUUUUUUUGCAAUUUCCCUUAUUUUUUAUCAAUUUCGUUUUUUAAUGAAACAUUUAUAAUUUUAAUAAAACCCUGAUUAAGAAAAAUGAUUUGCUCGAUGUUAAGUGUAUAUCUAUAUAUUAGUCGAUUCAAAUUGUUUUAAAUCAUUUCAAAUUGUUUUUAAUCAUUCCAAAUCAUUUUUCGUAAUCAGGAAAAUUAAGAAAGUGAACAAUGAAAGUAAUACCCAUAUUCCUUAUAAACGACACAAUAUUUAUUAUUAAAGAGAUAAACUUAUUAUAAAAAAAAAAAAUAUUUAAUGUUGAGUAAAAAAGUAUUUAAAAAAAAAAAAAAUUGUUAUAAUAACAAUAAAAAUGAAGAUAUAAAAAGUUUAUAAGAAAAAAUACGCACUAACAUCAACGCACGUUAAUUAUUUGAAUGAAAUUUUUCAGAAACAAUUAUGUGGGGGAAAGUGAAGCACAGUGAAAAUAUUACACUUUAUCUGUUUUUAAUUAAUAUUCGAAGUAAUUUACUGAUUUCUAAAACAAUCAGUUAUAAAUCAGUGAAUCACUUCAAACGCUUUAUAAAACCAGAUAGGAAUAUCACAGUUAGUAACACUAUGUUAUCUUUCACCUUUCCCAAUAUAUAUAUAUAUAUAUAUAUAUAUAUAUAUAUAUAUAUAUAUAUAUAUAUAUAUUCAUGUGAGGGUGCGUCAUUUCGGAACAACAUUUUUUUUUUAAGUGCACGUGGCAAAAAUCAUAGUUCAACACAAAAAAAAAGUUUUAGCGCAAGAAAAAAAAUUCUAUGUCGACUACAGACCCAGCUCAUUGAAAAAUUUUCCAUUUAAAUAACACGGGAAAUUUUUUUUUUAGCUUUAAGUAUUGUUAAAUCUUUAACAAAUCAAUAGAUCGAAUAGACUAAUACAUGUUUUUGUCGGAAAUUGAACGCUCUAUAAAAAAGGUCUCAUAUCGUUUUUUGAUAAAUCCAUCUGUUCAAAAGUUAUUAGAGCUCGAAGUAAAGUUGUAGAUCUUUUUACUUUUCCGGUGAAACAAUCAGAUUUAUCACAAAAUCUUAUAAGGUCUUUUUUGUUGACAAUUUUAUUUUCUAAAAAUUAUUAUGAGUCAAGUUUUUUUAAAUUCCGCAUUGUUUUCUUGUUAGUUUCAUUUUAAUUUCAAGCUCUUAAAAAAGUGGUUCUGAUCGAUUUCAAGAGCUCGACAUUAAAAUGGAAACAACUACUCUUGUAGGAAAAAAAAUAUUGACAACGGGGCCGGCCUUGGCACAAUACUGGGCUACCGAGGCUCGGCCUUCCAAGGUUGGUCCGGGAUCCGACCAACGUUCAAGUGACGAGCCUUGGUUCGCCAGCCUUAAGCCAAGAUUCAGCCAAUACUCAAGUGACAAGUCUUGGCUUGCCAGUUUUGGGCCAAAAUUCAACAGAAAUUUAAUUGACAAGCCUUGGUUUGCCAGUCGUGGGCCGAUAUCCAACAGACAUUUAACUGUCAAAUCUCCGUUUGCCAGCCUUAGGCCGAGAUUCAGCCAAUACUCAAGUGACAAGUCUUGGCCUGUUAGUCUUGGGCCAAGAUUCAACAGAAAUUUAAUUGACAAGCCUUGGUUUACCAAUCGAAAUAACAAAUGGUACCUAAAAACGUCUGGCUUCUGUGAAUAGCGUAGCAGCCUAGUGGAUAAGACGCUUGCCUACCAGCCUUGAAGGACCAGGUUCCAGACCCAGCAAAUGCAAAAAAAAAUUAGUUUCAUCGAUCCACCUGAUUUCUCCGUGUACAAAUUUAUUUCCAUAUCUUACCAUCAUGCACAUGUCUACCAAUAUUUUUUUUUUAAUUUAUUUUUAAUAAGCAUAGGUGUUUAUUUAGCAACAGUCGUAGCACAAUACUGGCCCUCGAUAUUGGUCCAAUACUUAGAUGUAGUCUUGGCACAGCGUUGUCACUCAAGCUUGGCUCGGUGUUAUCAUUUCGAUGCUUAGACAGAUUUGGGCGAAGCUUGGAUUUUAAGCUUUCCCCAGAGUUGAUAAGUCUUGUGCCAAGCCUCGGCCAAGCUUGGGGCUAAUGUUUCUUCCUAUAAAGAUAGAAAACAAUGCGGAAUUCCAAAAAUUUGUAGAGAACAAAAUUGUCAACAAAAAAGACUUUAUAAAAUUUUGUGAUGAAUUUGAUAGUUUCACCGAAAAAGUAAAAAAUAUCUCUAACUUUACUUCGAGCUUCAAUAACUUUUGAACAGGUGGAUUUAUCGGAAAAUGAUAAGAGACCUUUUUUGUAGAGCGUCCAAUUUCCUACAACAAUAUGUAUUAAUCUAUUCGAUUCAUCAAUUUGUUAAGGAUUUAAAAGUACUUAAAUCUAAAAAAAAAAUUUUUCCCGUGUUAUUUAAAUGGGAAAAUCGAAUUUUUCAUUGAGCUAUGUCUGUAAUCAACAUGGAAUUUUUUUUCUUGCGCACAAAUUUUUUUUGUGUUGAACUAUGAUUUUUUCCACAUGCACUUAAAGAAAAAUGUUGUUCCGAAAUGACGCACCCUAACAAAUAUAUAUAUAUUUGUUAGGGUGCGUCAUUUCCGGUGAAAGUAUUUUUUUUGUUGCUCAUCAAGCAAAAUAUUGUUUUUUAUGCUGAAACGAAAAUUCCUGCCAAGCUUGAAUUGACCUUUUAAACUUAAGUUUUUGAGCUCAAACUUGAUGAGAUUUUUUUUUAACAUACAGUAACAAUCCGAAGGGUAAAAUUGCAAAAAUAAAAAUAUAAAUGUAUAUAUUCAUUGUAUACAUAUAUAAUUAACUAUACUUUUGCGUCGUUCUCAAUUUAAAUAAAACGACGCGUCGCAUACAUAUCAUUUUGUUCAACAAAACUCUUAGAUAUAAUAUCUAUAAACUAAUUGAUAGGCAUUCAAAAUAAAAAUAUACAAAAUACAAUAUUUUAUUGCAUAAAUAAGUUUUAUGCUAACAAAUGUAUAUAAAACAUGUUAAAACUUCAAUGAUAAUUAAAUGUAAUACAAAGUUGAAUCGUCUAAUUAUUUUUCCGUUCAUUUAUAUUAGCCAAUAAAAAACUUAUACGUAUAGUGGUAAAAAAUAAUGUUUAAACUACACAGUAAUAAGGAUUCGUCAAAAUUGAUACUUGCCUCGUGUAAAACGGUCGAUUUACACUUAUUUAUUUUAUUUUAACAUAAGUCGUUUGUGUAGAAAAAGUUACACUCAAGAAUGUUAAAAGUAACACACACACUCAGAGAAAAAUCCAGUAAAUCUAACUAUAAAAUGACAGUUAAAUAGCGCUUCAACUAUUUUUUGAAGUUAUUACAACACCAAUACAUAGUCAUUAUAAAUAUCUCUAAAUAGUUAUGUUAAAUAUUUUUUAGUUCACUCAACUAUAUAAAUAGUUGACACUUAUUUUAAAAAGUGGUUCGGUUUGCACUUAAAAUUAGUGAAUUUUCACCAAUUUCACUUAUUCAUGUUUACAGAGUAGCAUGGGGGUAGAAUUUGUACCUUAUGAAAAAAAAAAUUUUUUUACUUUUAACAUUUUCAGGUAGCCCACUCGUUUUUUAAAUAAAUAAUUGAUCAAACGAGUGGUUCUAACGAAAAAAAAUUUUUUUUGUCCAAAAUCGUGGAAAACAUCUUAUAAUUGUCAAAUGUGAUUUUUUUUUCUCCACUUUCAUUUUAAUUCAAAAGAAAAUGCAUUUUAUUUUUGGAUUUUUUACUUAAAUCACAAAAAUAAUAGGAAAGAAAUUUUUUCAACUUCUGACUUUCAAUUAGAUUUCGACGGAACACCCUACAGAUUCUAGAACACCAUUUUUAUAUUUUUUACUACCUCCCGUUCUCAAGUUAUUCGAAGUUGGGUUUUGUACGUUCAAUUUAAUAUUAUUGAAUUUUUAUUACUGUUUAUAUUGUGUUGAUAUUGUUCAUUAAUUAAUUCUGUUGUUAUUGAUUAAUUAUAAAUAAAAAAAUCGGUCUGUCGGUUGGCCCUGUGGGCCAGCCCCAAAACUUCCCGCCCAUUUUGAGCUCCAAAAAUUGUUGUGGAUACAUUUUCGAGCUCUUCGAGCUCGAAAAUACUUUUGUAUGCCUUUGUUUUCGAAAAAUAACGUUUUUUACCAUUUUUUCGACAACGAUUUUUCUCGAACGAAUGAACCGAUUGAGACGUUUAAGGUGUCAAUCGACGCGUUUUAUUGAGUUCAACAACUGAGAAAUAAGGGAGGUUUUUGAGAAAUUUCCGAAAUACUAAAAAAUUUUUUUUUUUUUAAUUCUUUCGUUAACGGUUUCUCUUGGACGAAUAAACCGAUUUUGAUGGUUGAGGUGGCAUUCGACGUGGACUACAAAGUUUCAGAGCUGAUUAGAUUUUGGAAUCAAUCCAUUGAGCUAAUUAAAAGUUACUUGAAAAAAACAUUUUUGAAAACAUUGUAUUUUUGAAAUAUCUCCGAACGUACUCUACCGAUUCAGCUCAAAUUUUCAGUGUUUAUAGUAAAUAAUAAGCCGCGUCGAAUGACACCUCGAAGAUCAAAGUCGGUUCAUCCGUUCAACAGUUACAGAAUAUUUACAUACGUACGUACGUACAUACAUACAUACACUCGGACAUCAUCUUGAAUUUAGUCAGAAUAGCUUCCUUGUUACGUCCUGGAUGACGAACACAAGUUAUUCAGUCCCUUAAUUUUGAGUUAUAACGUUCUCUUCUAUUUCGCGCGUCCCACGGCGGAGUGUAGUUGGCGCUCAAUAGCCGUUAUGGCUCUCCGUUGGUCGAAAACUGAAAAUAAAAUAAACCCAGAACCAAAUAUCCCACCUGGAGAUGUCUUGAACCUCCCUGGACUGGCUGCUCUGCUCAGGCUGGGUUAGAAAACCUAGUUGGGCGCCAGUUCGUGUGCCCCACGAACAAAAUUAACUCGAAAUAACACAACGGAGAAAAUGAAAAUGAAAAUAAAAUAAGAUGACAGGAUAGCGAUUUCAGAUUUAGGAAAAAGGAUAGCAAGAAAGAUAGCAGUAAUUAAAAUAAUAAAAUUAAAUAAAUACCGGGUUGAUGACCAUUUGCUUUAAUUAUCCAUCAAUUACUUAAAAUAAUCAGUCAAUAUAUAACGCAUACUCACAUACAUAAUGUCCAAAAAACAAUAAUAAAUCACUUACAAAAAAAUAAUAGUAAUAGUAUGCGCAUAUAAACUUAAUUCAAAUAAUAAUACUAUUGCAUAAACAAUAAAUGUAUUGUAAAACAUAUAGCUAUUAAUAAUUAAUAGUCUCACUCACACGUGAACAUAAACAAAUGUAAAUUAGGAAAUAAUAGAUAAAUAAUCUUGGAUAAGAAUUUGAAGUAUUUCCCAAUACAACUUCCCAGUAAAUUCCAAUGGUGAAUUUACAGUAUUUCAAAAUAAUUCUGUUUUGAACGCAAAUAAUAAAAUAAUUAUUUGAUGAAUCAACUCACAAAUAAAUAUAAUAAUACUUCAAAUUAACAAUAAUUAAUAACUCAAUUUAAUAAUACUUAAUACGCAAAGUAAUAAUAAUUCAUAAUCAAUAUUCAAAUAAAUAAUAAUUAAUAAUUCAAGUUAGGAAUAAUCAAUACGCUAAAUAAUACUAAUUCGUAAGCAAUAUUCCGUUGAAUAAUAAUUAAUAAAUCAAAUCAAUAAUAAUUCAUAAAUAAUACUCAAAUAUUGAAUAAUUUCACUGACUGUAUUUGUGUUCACUGGGUAUAAUAUUCACGCAUUCCACUAUAUGCUUAUGACCAGUUACUGAUACUCAGAAUUCUCUGUCUCUCUUACUCUUAUGCUAUAUACAAAUGAUCACCAACUCGGGAACCAAAAUUACACGCCAAUGUAUUAGCCAAAAAGUACUUACAGUUUAC